AUGGAUCCAUCAGCUGGCAGAUGCGCAGCACCACCACCACCAUACACAGGAUCAAAUAACAACUCCUUCAACGACAAAAAGUUACCUCCAAUCCAACAGCAAAAUGCACCACCCUUCUUGUCAUCACCAUCAUCAUCAUUGCAACCACCACCAUCCCACACAAAACUGGCCUGCUUGUCUCUACAUAUGUCAGAUCGCAUCCGCCUGCUCAACUUCCACCCGCUCAACUUCCACCCAGAACACAUCCGCAUCAUCACCGAUGUAGUCCGCGCAAAUGCCGUCAAGGGCGUGCAAGACGUACGCUUGUACGAUCAAUCCACAGAAAUAAAGCUAGCCGGCUACCCAUGGAUAAGCGGCGGUUAUAGACCAUUGCCAGAAGACAGGGUAGGCGCGAUCAAAGUGAUGAUAGCUAUGUUGAAGACGUUGUAUGAUCUGGGGUGGGUAGUGCAGUUUGCGUCUGAUAUUUGGAGAAAGGGGAGUCUUGAUAAAGAUUCCCUGAUAAUGCGCUACACCCACAAUAUACCACCACCACGACCAACCUCGCACUGGCUAGGAGUCUCCUUUGACUCCUCCAACCUGCUCAGCAUCGUCAACGCACCCCCCUCUUUAGGCGCAGCUGUCGCCACCCAUUUCGGCGAUGACAAGGUGAGCAGUCACAAGCCCGCCUUUCCAGGCGAGAAAAGAGAAUACUACGAGAUCAAGUUCCGUGGUCAUCCCUGGCGGCCCUCGGGCACAGAAGCUGUAAAGUCGCGAUUACUCAUUCUGGGGUUGUUGGAGGUGUUGGAGGAGCAUGCGUUUAGGCUUUAUACGGCUAUUGAUCAGGGGGAUUCGGAGGGAAGUGGGAGCGAUACGUGGUAUUGUUGUCGGGAUGAGGACUGGGUUGAGGGGAUGACUGUAUAUUAG
Molecule: messenger RNA, 903 nt
Organism: Talaromyces marneffei
Lineage: Eukaryota; Fungi; Ascomycota; Eurotiomycetes; Eurotiales; Trichocomaceae
Exons: 2
Coding region: 1-903 (300 amino acids)
Source: RefSeq, a predicted model, not a curated record